AUGGCCGAGAUCCAUAAGUCAGCAAAAACACCGUACAACCCUUCCAAAAAGACUUUCUGGAAGGAGCCAUUCGAAUCUGGUUUGCAUGCUUUCGCGGUUGAUUCCACACCGAAAGCCAAAAAUCCGAACUUUGAUCCCGAGAAAUUCUGCAAGUAUCACAAAAUACGUGGACACUCGACUGAAGAGUGCAGAAUUGUGGGACGCCUCCUCGCGCGGAAACACGAAGCAGGAGAGUUCGGCGAAAUCGAUCUCGAAAAAGAGGGAGAGAAGGCGAGAGAAGCCAACGCCACUACCAAAGAAGCCGCAGCAAAGCGUGAAAGGACCCACGAGGCCGAGGGAUCUUCCCCCCCCUCCAGCCCCAAAGAAACAGUCGACUUCAUCACGGGAGGAUCUUCCUUAUGUCGUAACUCAGUUAAUUCGAUCAAAGCCUACCAACGUAGGGUCGAUAGUUACCAUCGAGAACGGAGACCCCGCACAGACCCGGACUACGAGAUUACUUUCUGGGAAAGCGAGACCGCGGACCUGGAUAAACCCCACGACGACGCUCUAAUUGUAAGAUUAGAUGUCGGGGGAUGCGAGCUCUCCAGAAUAAUGAUUGAUACCGGGAGCUCCGUCGAUCUCUUAUUCUACGAUGCCUUUAAACGGAUGGGUUAUCCUGACUCCGAGCUAAAAGGGGCCAAAACCCCGCUCACCGGAUUCGCCGGCGACACGACCUUAGCUAAAGGCACCAUUUCCCUUAUAGUGGAAGCCCGAGGGGUACGACGUCUCAUCGACUUUGUGGUCGUCGAUCGUCUCGCCCCUUUCAACGCCAUCCUCGGCAGACCAUGGUUGUAUGGGAUGAGGGCGGUCCCGUCAACGUAA
Messenger RNA from Camelina sativa (false flax), 861 nucleotides. NCBI's taxonomy places the organism in Eukaryota, Viridiplantae, Streptophyta, Magnoliopsida, Brassicales, Brassicaceae. The record is from RefSeq and is a predicted model, not a curated record.